Messenger RNA from Menidia menidia (Atlantic silverside), 229 nucleotides. Lineage: Eukaryota; Metazoa; Chordata; Actinopteri; Atheriniformes; Atherinopsidae. The record is from the annotation of a GenBank genome assembly.
CCACAGACAGAGAGCAGAGGAUCCACAACCCGACUGUGUGUCUGUGAAGAGUGACUGGUCCAUGCCUAAACCUCCAGACCUCAGAGAUGGACCUGGACCCCCAGACACAAAAGGUCAGAGCCACAGACAGAGAGCAGAGGAUCCACAACCCGACUGUGUGUCUGUGAAGAGUUACUGGUCCAUUGGUAAACCUCCAGACCUCAGAGAUGGACCUGGACCCCCAGACACA